CUGCCGGGCCGGGCGAUGGCGGCCCUCCGGCGGCUGCUGUGGGCGGCGCCGCGGUGCCUGGGCCCCGCCUUGCCCGGGCCGGGGCCGGGGCGGUCGCUGCGGGGGCGGCCGGGCGCCGAGGCCGGAGCGACGGCGGAGCCGGAGGAGCGGGAGGAGGACGAGGAGGCCUGGCAGCGGCGGCGGCGGCGGCGCUGGGGGGAGCUGGGCGCGGCGGCCGCGGCCGGGGGCGGGCUGGUGGGCGCCGUGUGCCACCGGCUGUACGGUCCGCAGCAGCAGCCCCCGGCCGACGAGCCGAGCCCUGAGCCCGCCCCCCAGGCCCCCGCGCCCCUCGCGCCCCCCGCCGCGCGCCUGCCCCUCGCCGUGGCCGCCGCCGCCAGAGACAGCACGGUCGCCGCCAGUAGAGCAGAUUUGGAAGACCUAGACGUUUUUGCCACUUCUCGAGAGAGACGGUUCCGCUUAUUUGCUUCUUUAGAAUGUGAGGGGCAGCUGUUCAUGACUCCACACGAUUUCAUUCUGGCUGUCACAACUGACGAGCCCAAACGUGUUAAACAGUGGAGAUCACUUUCCAAACAGGAAUUAAAUGAGAUGCUUAAAGAAACACCACCAGCUUGGAAAGGAUCAUCCAAACUUUUUCGAAACCUCAAGGAAAAAGGUGUGAUUUCUUACACAGAAUACCUGUUUCUUUUAUGUAUUUUAACAAAGCCUCAUGCAGGUUUUAAAAUAGCUUUCAAUAUGUUUGAUACUGAUGGCAAUGAGAUGGUGGAUAAAAAGGAGUUUUUGGUGCUUCAAGAAAUAUUCCGGAAAAAGAAUGAAAGGCGAGAGGCAAAAGGAGAUGAGGAAAAGCGGGCACUGUUGCGUGUUCAACUUUAUGGACUCCAUGCCUCUCCUAAUAAUGUGCUUAAAACGGGAGAACUCAUCUCCAGAAGCUAUUGGGAUACACUGAGACGGAACACAAGCCAGGCCCUCUUCUCGGACCUCACUGAGCGAGCUGAUGACAUCACAAAUUUAGUGUCAGAUACUACGCUGCUUGUACACUUCUUUGGAAAGAAAGGCAAAGCCGAGCUCAACUUCGAAGACUUUUACAGAUUCAUGGACAACCUGCAAACGGAGGUUCUAGAGAUAGAGUUUCUUUCCUAUUCCAACGGCAUGAACACCAUCAGCGAAGAAGACUUUGCCCGCAUUCUGCUGCGAUACACAAAUGUGGAAAACACAGCUGUGUUUUUGGAUAAUGUGCGCUACAGUAUGAUGGAAGAAAAGGGCAUCACAUUCGAUGAAUUCCGGUCCUUUUUCCAGUUCCUGAACAACUUGGAGGACUUUGCGAUUGCACUGAACAUGUACAACUUUGCCAGUCGUUCCAUAGGGCAAGAUGAAUUCAAGCGUGCUGUCUACGUGGCGACGGGCCUGAAGCUCUCGCCCCAUCUGGUGAGCACCAUCUUCAAGAUUUUUGACGUGGACAAAGACGAUCAGCUGAGUUACAAAGAAUUUAUCGGCAUCAUGAAAGACCGGCUGCAAAGAGGAUUCCGGGGCUACAAAACGCUUCAGAGGUACACCACUUUCAAAUCCUGCCUGAAGAAGGAACUCCACAGCAGAUAGGUGCCCACCAAGGGGCGGAAAGGAUGGCUGAGUGACUGGGCAGCCCCUUGGAAGCCUUCACAAACCGACUCGCAGCCAGCAGCUGCCGCGAUAAGAGAAGACAUGAAAAGCCGGGAGAGAACACAUUCUGUCUGUCCUCAGUCCGUGUCCGUGGGAGCCCCCACCUGCCUGCCGUGACUCACCUCCUCGCUCCGUGGGCACAUCUUCCCAUUCCCUUCUCGAGGCACAGAAAGUCCAAGGAGGAUCGACCGCCCUCGAGUCUUCUGUGUUCACUUAUUUAUUGACUUACUUACUCGCGGGCGAUCCGCCCACCCGUGACACCAACGGGGCCCGUGGAAUAGGGCACAGUGAGGAAGGCACCUGGUGUGGCUCUUGGGGAAGCGCACGCUUCCCUAGGCACAAGGGUCCAGGUCCACCCUGGUCGAGUCUCAUUCUAAUACAGCCUCAUGUCACGGGCUGUGACGCACUUUGGACUUUCGAAGGCCCACGAACGGGUACCAUUGUGGAAAUCACAGGAGACCCUUGUGCCACCCCCACACACACUUAGGAGAGGAAGCGCCCUCUGCCCGUCCCUCAGGUAUCCCUGCCCUCCAAUGAAUAUGACUCUCCCCAGCAUGCCCUGCACCUGGCCGCAGCUUGUCCUUCUGUCGAGUACUGCAUGAGAAUAGCUCUUUUCUGUUUAGGUGACAGCCUAGAAUGAAUACAAUCUGGUCGGAAAGAAUGUCUGUAUCAUAAUAUUUAUUGGUAAUAAUUUAUUCUUUCUUGAAAAAGGACCACAUGCAAUGCACAGCCUCCAGCUAGGUUGUUUUUAAGUAACCACUAAAAAUCUAGACGUAGAACUUCUUAUUCUUAAAACAAUCUGUCUUUACGGGCAGACCAGUAACUUAAAACAAUGAAAAUGAGCUUUGCAAAAAGAAAAGAAUUUGAUGCCUCUUGACUGAUUAUUGCAAGUCUGUUCAUUAAUGAGAUCCUCAGACUUGAUCACGAUAUAAAAUACUCCACUAAAGGCUUUGCAUGCUGAGUAAGAGGUUUCUGUGAGAUACUGUCUUAGCUCUGGGGUGCCUAGCUCCGUGGAGUUGGUGGUGUUUUUGUAAAUGAACAUCUGAAAUGCCAGUUUUAUUUUUUAGCCAUUAAUUUCACUUCAGUUGUAAGGGUUUCAUUAGGGUGGGCCCUUCUUCCAUUAGUCCAGAUGACAGCAACCUCCUUGAGUUGUCCUAAAUUCACCAUCAUCACCUCAUGGCCAGCCCUCUGGGGAUGUACACCUUUAGAGAAGCUGGGCCUUGAAUGCCAGGCCUGGUCAGUCCUGAGGCUUGUCCUGGCCACCUUUCCAGCAAUGUUUAAGAGGAAGGAACACAAGAGAUGCCAGGCCACCUUCUCCUGCGAUGGGGCAGCUGAGAAUGAGGUCAGCAGAGGAGAGAUGAUCAGAGCCCAUAACUGUGCUGGAAUUUUCAAGAUGGUGGCACCGAUAGCUGGUGUUCUGACUUGGCCCAGCUCCUUGGCCAGAGCUCCCUGCUCCCUGUGCUGGCCUAGGAAGAGGGAAAUCUGAAAUUAAAGUAUCACCUUGCACGUUUAAAUUCAAUCUGGGCAUUCGGUCCCUUUGCUAUUCCAUAUGAGGUAAGUACCUCUAGAUCCAGCUUGACUUAGAGUAAAUUGUUCCCCAUGUUCCCUCUUGGUGGGAAAUGAUGCUGUGUAAGUACCUGCUUGGCUGCUCUGCCCCAGUCUGGGAGAAAGCCUGGUCUUCCAGCAACAUUGCCCAUAGCAGUAGCACUGAGCCAGCCCAAAAGGCAUAGGCAGCUCCAUGCCAGUCCUUACCUCGAGGAAGCGGAUAGACUCCUGCCCGUCUGUGUAAGACUGCCAUACUCCUACUAGUUUGCUGCUGAUCACAGCGCUUCUCUGUGUGCUUCUGUAAAUAAUCUAUGGAAAGAUUGAAAGCAGAUCCCUGUGUCAGCCCCAGCAUCAUGUCGGCCAGAACCCCUGCAUUCUAAACGUGGCAUCAUGAAAUAAAAGUUUGUGGUGAUGGCUCAGACUUGCCUCCUUGAACACGCCUUCAAAAUUU
Dromiciops gliroides (monito del monte) is the source of this 3649-nucleotide messenger RNA. RefSeq names its product mitochondrial calcium uptake family member 3 (gene MICU3). Gene Ontology annotation, biological process: mitochondrial calcium ion homeostasis; calcium import into the mitochondrion. Bases 16 to 1593 code for a protein of 525 amino acids. Gene Ontology annotation, molecular function: calcium ion binding. Lineage: Eukaryota; Metazoa; Chordata; Mammalia; Microbiotheria; Microbiotheriidae. Gene Ontology annotation, cellular component: uniplex complex. The transcript is spliced from 15 exons. The record is from RefSeq and is a predicted model, not a curated record.